Molecule: messenger RNA, 3634 nt
Organism: Ixodes scapularis (black-legged tick)
Lineage: Eukaryota; Metazoa; Arthropoda; Arachnida; Ixodida; Ixodidae
Product: multidrug resistance-associated protein 1
Exons: 20
Coding region: 1-3591 (1196 amino acids)
Biological process (GO): transmembrane transport
Cellular component (GO): membrane
Molecular function (GO): ATP hydrolysis activity; ABC-type transporter activity; ATP binding
Source: RefSeq, a predicted model, not a curated record
AUGGCCGUAUUUGGCAUCCUCUGGAUGGACAUUUUCUGGGUGUUUUUGGUGACCUUUGCCUACUACGGCUGUCUCAUUGCGAGGAUACCCAUUUUGGAGAACCUGAUAAGCGAUAGCAGCAGCUCCCAAUUGGGCGCGCUAUCUGGCAUAUUCCUGGCUACCUGCGUUGGGGAGGGACUUUUGUCGUGCUACCAGCUGCAUCUGUGCGCGCGCUUCGGGCUACGAAUUCGAGCUAUCCUACAGGCGGCCGUCUUUCAAAAGAUGACUCAACUGUCGCCAACUUCAAGGACCCAAUAUCCUGCAGGUCAGGUAGUGACCAUACUGGGUGUAGACUGCUUUCUGGUCUCAUACUGCAUCAUGCAGUUUGCGAUGCCCUUCAUAGGCAUCAUCUGCUCACCGCUUAUCUUCUACAUGCUCUCGGUGCGUGUGGGAGUGGGACCCACCGUCACGUGCGCCACAUGGCUCCUUUUAGCCUUUCUGUUGACGAUUCCGACGACGAAGAUUCAAAACUCGCUUUUGCGAAGGGUACAGGAAGCUCGGGACGAGAGGCUCAAACUCAUGACGGACCUUUUGUCUUCGGUGAGACUUGUGAAGAUGUACGCGUGGGAGGAGGCCUACAUGAAUGCCGUGUCUGUCAUCCGAGAAAGGGAAAUGGCUCCCUUAUUCAAAGCUAACCUAUUGGAUGGCUUCCUCGAUUCCCUGUACAGCGCAUCCAGUUCUGUGAUGAUUGUUAUUCUUUUCGGAGCCUUGGCCACCCUAGACCCAACACGAACACUGAGUCCGGCGCUGUCCUUCUCCUGCGUCUACAUGCUGUCUUUGACGGAUAUUGUGACCAACUCGUUCUCCUUGACUCUCAAGAUGAUCGUCAUGAUGUCUCUCAGCCUGCAAAGGGUAAUAGAGUUCUGCACUGUCAAGGAACAGGAGAUUGCACCCACCUAUAGCAGGGAUCACACUCUAAGGAAAGGCGAGGUGCUUUUGGAAGAGUGUUCGUUUGCAUGGGCAGAAGGCCAGGGGCACCAUGCCAAGGCCCUCCUCCGCGGAAUUUCUAUGCACGUCGAAUCUGGCGCCCUCGUUGGCGUAACCGGUUUUGUCGGAAGCGGCAAGUCAUCCUUGCUGGCUGCCAUCUUGGGAGACAUGCAUCGUCUCGAGGGAAGCGUCAGAAUCUCGGGAAAGAUUGGAUAUGUACCCCAAGUGGCUUGCAUUUACAACAUGGCCGUCCGCGACAACAUUGUGUUUGGUCAAGAGUUUGAUCCAUCCCGCUAUCAACGCGUGCUCCGAGCCUGCGAGCUCCUCAACGACAUCAGCACAUUCCCCGCGGGGGACCUGACCGAAGUUGGAGAAAAAGGCGAAACGUUGAGUGGUGGUCAGAAACAACGAAUCUCCCUCGCCCGAGCAGUCUACAGUCACUCCGACAUCUACCUUUUGGACGACCCGUUCAGCGCCCUGGACUCCAACGUUGCAGCUAAGGUUUUCAAACAGGUGCUGGGACAUGACGGACUCCUCAAGAAGAAGACCCGGAUCCUUGUGAGCAACCAGGGCAACAUUUUGAAGCACAUGAACAACCUCAUUUUGAUGGAUAGAAAUACCCUUACCGUCUACCAAAACCUCGAAGACCUGCUUCAAGAUGAACGAGCUCCUAAGACCCUGAGCCGCGGAAUGGCUGGUCGGGGGCAGCCUGGACCUGCCGACAGCGAAACUCAGACGUCACUGUUAGAGCAAGAAGGUUCAAAUGGACGACUUAUCAAACUGGAAUCCCAAACGUCCUCUAAGGGAUCCUGGGAGGUCUCGCGGGCCCUCCUCAGAUUUUCUGGUAUCUGUCUGCCGGUGGCACUGAUCUUAUUCAUCGCCAGUGCAAUUGCCCUUGCCUGGCAACUGCUCUGGAUCAAACAGUGGACGGACGCAAACUCCAGGGACACCGACGAUGGCUCCUACAAUCUCAGCUGGCUCAAGGGCCUGAUAGGGCUCUGCUUUGCCGACGUGCUUUUCCGGUGUUCUGGCGGUGCCCUGCUGGCUGUGAGCACCCGGCAACUUUCCCGGGCCCUGCACUAUGACAUGCUGAGUCAUGUCCUGUCCAGCCCCGUUAGCUUCUUCGACUCGACGCCUCGAGGAAGGGUGUUGAACAGGUUCUCGAUCGACUUUGAUAUGAUCGACGUCCGCUACUACGUCACUCUGAAGACGUCUAUCCAGAACGCCCUCCUGGCCAUCUCCAAGCUGUCCGUCGUCGCAACCCAGAGUCCUGUAGUUCUCGGAAUAGGCGGUGUGGGAGCCGUCAUCUUUGUCUUCGGAAUGCAUCUCAUCAUCCGGGCCACCAACAAUGCCCGCUUCGUAGAAGGCGCGCUCAUGUCAAGAGUGCUACAACACGUCACGGAGACCGUGGACUCUCUGAGCAGCGUCCGGUCCUACGAUAUGGUGGAACGCUUCUGCGGCUACUUCUGUCGCCUCGUGGACUCCAGCAUGCUGGCCUACAACGCCUGGAUGUGCUGCUCCAGGGUCAGCCGGGCACUGGUCGGCAUCGUCGGCUUCGCCAUCGUGUUGACCACCCUCGUCGUGGCUGUGGUUUCUACCACGAACGACGCGAGUAGCGUUGGUCUCACUCUCACCUCUUCCCUGUCCAUUCCUCUGAUCAUGAUGACUCUGUGCACUGCGCUUUUCCCCUCCUUGCAACACUUGGUGGCCUUCGAACGGGCUCUGGAGUACACAGAACUGCCGCAAGAGCCCGUUGUGGACGUUCAAGAACAAGACCAGGAAAACAAGGAUCUACCGGAGGCCCUUUCGGUUCUGCCCGUGAAUCAGAAAUGGCCUUCGGAAGGCAGGUUGGAGUUCCAGGACUAUGCCACGUCUUACCGGCCCGGGGUCUUAAGAGAUGUCCUGAAAGAAGUCACAUUCGUUGUUCAACCGCAAGAAAAGGUGGGUGUCGUAGGAAGAACAGGAGCCGGCAAGUCUUCCCUGGUGCUCGCGCUCCUCCGGGUCCUCAGGAGCUCGCGGGGCAGCAUCCGCAUUGAUGGCGUCGACAUCAACACGGUGCCGCUGAGGAGGCUCAGGAACGCGGUCACCGUGAUUCCUCAGGACCCCAGCCUAGUGCGGGGCAGCCUCCGAGAUAACCUGGAUGCCACAGGGAGCCAUAAAGACGAAGAACUGUGGCAAGCAUUGCGAGAAGCCCACCUGGCUGACUUCGUGGCCUCGCAACGGAGCAAUCUCCUCUUGGAAGUAGGUGACGGAGGUUCAAACCUAAGCGUCGGACAAAGACAAUUGGUGUGCCUGGCCAGGGCCCUAAUCCGGAAUACGAAGGUGCUGCUCUUGGAUGAAGCCACAUCCCAAAUGGACGGGGACACGGACCGCUUGAUCCAGGCAACGCUGAGAGAAAGCUUUGCCAGAUGCACAAUUCUGGCCAUUGCGCAUCGCAUCAACACCGUCCUGGACUACGAUAAGAUCCUGGUUAUGGGCGACGGCAGAGUACUGGAAUACGGGCCAGUGUGUCAGCUGCUUGCCGAUGAAAAGUCGCUGUUCAGUGAAAUGGCGAAAAAAGCGGGCAUUCUACCAGCUGAAGUAGUAUUCGAGGCGAUUUAUUCCUCACCGAUAUCUUCACAAUAAUGGCGGAAAGCCACGUUACCAAAUUACCCAAAGAGAGUCAAUC